AUGCGUACUAUCAACAAAAGAAAAUUAUUUGGGCACACGUGUUUCGUACACGCAGUAAAAGUAUUCACUUCAAUGGAAAACCAUGACACUGAAAGACUGGUGGAAAGAAGAAAUGGACAAUCUCGUCCAGUGGAAUUAGCAACGAUCGAACUCAGUGAUGUGAAAAUCAUAGUUGAUAAUGUCGAUGACCCAUCGGACAAUUCUCUAGAGAAAAAUCAUCGAUUAGUUGAAACGAAAAGUGGAGAUCCAAUUUCAAUGACUACAAAUAUCAUCAACGGUCUUAAGUUAGAAUUAAGUCCCGUUGUCGGAUACGCCACAGAACCUUUAUUACCACUUUCGAAAGCAUGUGCUCCACUGGAUUCAAUCGUCUACAAUUUAUCGCAUCAUAUCAAAGUAGCAUUGGAUCAAACACCUGAAGAGCCGCCGAAUGGAUUAACCAUCGAUGAAAGUGCCGCUAUUCGUCUGUAUACGAUGGAAGGUGAAAUGCCAUACCCGAGUCUCUAUUGGAUGCUUAAUCAAGCUCUUAUGGAGAAUAAUCGCGAGAAGCUGCGCCCCUAUUUCAAAUACCUCAAAUUAUUGUUGACUGCUCUUGUUAAAUUGCCAUGCAAUCCACAACGGACCGUUUGGAGAGGAGUAACGAAAAAUUUAAGUGCAGACUAUCCUGUCGGUACUAAAAUAACAUGGUGGGCAUUCUCAUCAUGUACGAAUGAAAUGAGUGUACUUACCAAUGACAUUUAUUUGGGUAGUAAUGGAAAGAGAACGUUGUUCUCUGUAGAAGCAAUUAAUAGUCGAUCGAUUACUGCUCAUUCGAGUUUCCCCAAUGAAGAUGAAAUUAUCCUUCUGCCUGGAACACAUAUGGUUGUUCAAUCACAAUUGAGCCCGGCAAUCGAUCUUCAUAUUAUUCAUUUGAAACAGAUCUUACCUGACACAGUUCUGUUGGAACCACCAUUUAAAGACGCUCAUGUUUAUCCCAUAGUAAAACGUGAAUGGUAUCGGAAGAAGAGAUUUGCUAUUCCAAUCUUCCUAGCAGUUAUUGUUACUAUCAUGGUAGUAAUUCUUGGCUCUGUUUUAGGAACAAGAUCUAACUUCAAACCAACAGUGUAUGUAUGUGAUGCACCAUUCAAUGUUCCAUUUGCAACACCGGAUACUUAUAAAAUUGGGCAAAGUCCAGUUUCAGCCACCCUAGAUCACUUUAUGAACGGGCAAAACUUAGACAUGAUGAUCGUUCAACAACAAGCUAACGACGUUACGAUGUUAGUUAGUAACGGUGGUGGAACUUUUCACAUUCCGAUCUAUCCAGUCGGCAGGAGUCCAUACUAUGUUAUAACAGCUGAUUUUAACCGCGAUAAAAUACUUGAUCUGGCAGUGACAAACUCGGGUGACGGCACUGUCAGUGUUCUGCUUGGAAACGCAAACGGCACCUUCCAGAGUCAGAAAAAUUAUCGAGUCGGCAGUCUUCCAAUGUCGAUGGUAUCAGCUGAUUUCGAUAACGACAUGAAAUUAGACCUGGCAGUCAUCAAUUCUGGCGACAACACUGUUAGUGUACUACUGGGUAAUGGAUACGGAACAUUUCCAAUUCAGACGAAGUAUCCAGCCGGCAGAUUACCAUACUCUGUGAUAUCGGGUGAUUUUAAUAAGGAUAAAAAACUUGAUCUAGCAAUAGCUAACUCGGCUGAUGGUACCGUUAGCGUGCUGCUGGGCAACGGAUAUGGAAGCUUCGAAAUGAAGGGUAAUUAUACAGUUGGUCGAAAUCCAUACUCUGUCAUAUCGAACGACUUUAAUAAUGAUCGAAAUUUGGAUUUAGCAGUGGUCAGUUUUGGAGAUAAUACCGUCUGUAUUCUGCUGGGAAAUGGAGACUCAACCUUUCAAACUCCAAUCAAUUAUACAGUGGGAAGUUUGCCACAAUCGUUGAUAUCGGCGGAUUUUAACAAUGAUACGAAGCUUGACCUAGCAGUAGCAAACUCUGGCGAUAACACCGUUAGUGUGUUGUUGGGUAAUGCAGAUGGAACCUUUCAGAAGCAAGACAUUUACACGUUUGGCGUUUAUCCGUAUUCCGUCAUAGCAGCUGACUUCAACGAUGAUAAUAAACUUGAUCUCGCAGCGGCCAGCUUUGGGGACAAUACAAUCAUUUUGCUCCUCGGCAAUGGAAAUGGAACAUUCCAGGAACAAAAUAAAUAUACAGUGGGCAAAAGUCCCUAUUCUGUUAUAUCGGGUGAUUUUAAUAACGAUAAAAAACUGGAUGUAGCGGUAACCAAUUCUGGUGAAGAUACGGUGAGUGUGCUUCUUGGUAACGGACACGGAAGUUUCGAGACUCAGAAACAUUAUUCGGUUGGAAAUUUGCCACAAUCAGUGAUAUCAGCAGAUUUCAACAAUGAUAAAAGCAUUGAUGUCGUAGUAACGAACUAUGGCGACAACACUGUGAGUAUCUUGCUUGGCAAUGGAAAUCGAACUUUUCAUGCUCAAGAUAUUUAUAAAGUUGGCACGAGCCCAUAUGCUGUCGUAUCACGCGAUUUUAAUCGUGACAGUAUACUUGAUCUAGCAGUAACCAAUUCAGGUGAUGGCACCGUUAGUAUCUUGUUGGGAAACGAAAAUGGAACAUUUCGGAUUCUGAAUAAUUAUACUGUUGGUAGAAGUCCAUAUUCCAUCGUAUCAGGUGACUUUAAUUAUGAUGGGCGACUGGAUUUAGCAGUAGCCAACUAUCAGGACAACGCCGUCAGUGUUUUGCUGGGUUAUGCAAAUGGGACCUUCGGGUUACCGACGAACUACACAGUUGGCAGUCUACCAUAUUCUAUAAUAACAGCUGAUUUUAACAAUGACAACAGACUGGAUUUGGCAGUAGCUAAUUAUGGAGAUAAUACAGUGAGUGUUUUGUUGGGCAAUGCAGAUGGAGUCUUCCAGGCUCACAACAAUUACACAGUUGGAAGCUUGCCACAGUCGUUAAUAUCGGUUGAUUUUAACAAUGAUACAAAACUCGAUCUAGCCGUCGCUAACUCGGGCGAUAACACCGUUAGUGUGCUGUUGGGUAAUGCGGACGGAACAUUUCAGGCUCAAGUCAAGGGUACGACUGGUACGGCGCCAAUCUGUGUGCUCUCUGGCGAUCUCAAUGGUGAUCAGAAACUUGAUCUGAUCGUUGUCAAUGUCGUAUCUGCUGAUGUAUCGAUUUUUUUGAACAGAUGCAAAUAG
Molecule: messenger RNA, 3183 nt
Organism: Adineta ricciae
Lineage: Eukaryota; Metazoa; Rotifera; Eurotatoria; Adinetida; Adinetidae
Source: the annotation of a GenBank genome assembly